GGUAUGUCAUUUGAAAAUUUUACUCAGGAUGAUCCUGAUCCGAGAGAGCUCACGUACACGUAUGAACUCAUUGUGGGAGAUCUAUCAACCAGCACUGUGUUUCAUAUUUCCAAACCCGUUGCGUCAGAAAGAGUUAUACACACAAGACGCGUGCCUUUUGGGGUUCAUACGCUGUCAUUGAGCGGUUUGGACAACAGAACUUCGCUAAAGGAUACACGUCUUAGGACGCUGUUUGAGGAGCAUAUUGGUUCCUAUGAAAAUGGGGUAGCAUCACUGGAGGAAUUUACUCAAAAGGUAUUGGGUGAUCGUGUAGAGACGGUUCCAGGAGACAAGAUGUCAUCCAUCUUUGUCGAGAAGAAAGAUUACCAUGGAAAGAAACGGUAUGGCUUUCUCAAAAAAAGGAACGUUAUGGAACAAGCAGCUCGACGGCACUUGUCGUCAAACGAGUUCUAGAAAUAACAGAAGAAACGGCUGUUCCUGUUCUGGAAGGGACAUUCUACGAGCUGCAUCGCUCACGCGGCCGCAAAUUCGCAUUUGAAAUCGACGCAUAGAGCCAGCAUCCAUGGG
Messenger RNA from Brassica oleracea var. oleracea, 567 nucleotides. RefSeq lists its product as uncharacterized. The transcript has 2 exons. NCBI's taxonomy places the organism in Eukaryota, Viridiplantae, Streptophyta, Magnoliopsida, Brassicales, Brassicaceae. Bases 4 to 453 code for a protein of 149 amino acids. The record is from RefSeq and is a predicted model, not a curated record.